CCCCAGGGGGGUGACGGACUAGCCGGGCGGGAGCCGAGAGCCGCCGCUUGUUUCUCCUGUUCUCUCGGCGCUGGGGCGCAGCGGGUGGCCAUGCGGGACUACGACGACAUCAUCGCCUUCCUGGGCGAGUGGGGGCCCUUCCAGCGGCUGGUCUUCUUCCUGCUCAGCGCCAGCAUCAUCCCCAACGGCUUCAACGGCAUGUCGGCGGUGUUCCUGGCCGGCAUCCCCGAGCACCGCUGCCGCAUCCCGGAGGGCGCCAACCUGAGCGCGGCCUGGCUCAACGCGAGCGCCCCGCUGGAGGAGCGCGGCGGGAGGGCGGUGGUCUCGCGGUGCCGGCGCUUCAGCCUCCGCGCCCUGGCCAACCUCUCGGCCCAGGGGCUGCUCCCGGCGGACGUGGACCGGGCCGCCCUCCCGCAGGAGCCCUGCCUCGACGGAUGGGAGUACGCCACCGAGCCCUACCUCGCCACCAUCGUCAGCCAGUGGAAUCUAGUAUGCGAUGAUGACUGGAAAGUCCCCCUGACGACAUCUUUGUUCUUUGUGGGAGUGCUGCUUGGAUCUUUUAUAUCAGGACAACUUUCCGACAGGUUUGGCAGAAAGGCUAUUCUGUUUGCAACCAUGGGUGUGCAGACAGGUUUCAGCUUCCUACAGAUCUUCUCAACCAGCUGGGAAAUGUUCACAGUGCUUUUUCUUAUAGUUGGCAUGGGGCAGAUUUCGAACUACGUUGUGGCCUUCAUAUUAGGCUCAGAAAUUCUUGGCAAAUCAGUUCGUAUUAUAUUCUCUACGUUAGGAGUUUGCAUAUUUUUUGCAAUUGGCUACAUGUUGCUGCCACUAUUUGCUUACUUCAUCAGAGACUGGCGGAUGCUGCUACUGGCUCUUACUUUACCUGGGGUGCUCUGCGUUCCACUGUGGUGGAUCAUUCCUGAGUCUCCCCGUUGGUUGAUUUCUCAAGGAAGAUUUGAAGAAGCUGAAGUAAUUAUUCGGAAGGCUGCAGCAAAAAAUGGAGUUCCAGCCCCAGCAGUAAUCUUCGAUUCCACAGAGGUGCAGGAUUUGAAGACCAGGCAGCAGAGCAUGAUUCUUGACUUGUUCAGAACCCCAAAUAUUGCUGUUAUCACAAUCAUGUCACUUUUCUUGUGGAUGAUUACAUCUAUUGGUUACUUUAGCUUGUCACUCAGCACCCCCAACUUGCAUGGGGAUGUCUACCUCAACUGCUUCCUGUCUGCACUAACAGAAGUUCCAGCCUGUGUGAUUGCUUGGUUACUUCUCCGAACAUUACCUCGGCGUUAUUCAAUAUCUGGCACACUCUUCUUGGGAGGAGGAAUUAUCCUGUUUCUUCAGCUAGUACCUCAAAACCUCCACAUUCUCUCUGUCACUUUGGUGAUGUUGGGGAAGUUUGGAGUCACAUCUGCCUUCUCCAUGCUUUACGUUUAUACUGCGGAAUUGUACCCAACUAUAGUGAGAAACAUGGCAGUGGGUGCUGCUUCAAUGUCCUCCCGGGUGGGCAGCAUCAUUGCUCCUUACUUUGUUUACCUUGGUGCCUAUGAUAGGUUUCUGCCAUAUAUCCUUAUGGGAAGCCUUACUGUGCUGAUAGGAAUUCUCACCCUCUUCCUACCAGAAAGUUAUGGAAACCCUCUGCCAGAAACAUUUGAAGAGAUGCUACAAAUCAAAGGGUUCAGAAAUAGAAAAAACACCUACAAAAUAGGGAAUUCAAUGCAACAUGAAUUGAACAGCAAGAACCUGCGAACAUCAUUUUAAUAAUAUAUAGCUGACUGUUGACAAAAUGGGCAACCAGGACUUGUUAGCAAAUGUUUCUGAAGAUAAAUGAAAAGUCAUUAAAUCUACUAGGAAGAGGUUGUCUUAUUGCUGACAGUUCACAACACUACUGUACCAAAAUGAGUGGGUUUGUGGUUAAGUUUCUGUUGGUAUACAUAAAAGUCCUAGUAGUUCUUUUUGUGCCUUGAUUUUAAGAUUAGUUGAGUUUUUUGUAAAGUCUUAAGCACUUUCAUCUCCUCUGUUAGUUUGGAUAUGAUACAUUAAAAAAAAUAAGGCCAUGAAUAAUUAUUGAAAGAAGGGAGAUAAUGACUGCAUAGAAUCUUAGAGCUGAAGUGUCAACACAUCAAGUUCCUUUGAGCUCCACGUGCCAUUUUCAAACCCCUGAGAAGAACUGAAUAGCUAAUCCAGCCAAUGUUGAUGUCAUUGUUUGCUUAGUUAUUUUUCAGAAAUAAAUAUAAUAAAUACAGGCACAGACACAAACUUUUUAAAAGUCAAAUAUAUUAUUUGGAGAUUAUUUGAUAGUCAGGUGUGAACUUCAAUCAUAUUUCUCUCUAUGCAUCAUACCCAAUGAUAGCUAUAAAAAUUCAGCUAUGUAACAUCAGUUGGCAUUAACCAAGUAGGGUUUCUUUGGGAGCUUGCCAGAGCAUAAAGCAGCAUCGUCAAACUGCAGCCUUCCAGCUGUUUGGGCCUCCAGCUCGCAGAAUCCCUGACCAUUGAACAAGCUGGCUAGGGUUUCUGGAAGUUAGAGGCCAAAACAGCUGGAGGGCUGCAGUUUGAGGAUGCCUGGAAUAAAGAAAGAAUAAAGUCUGCAAACUACUAUGGCCCGUCAAGCCUCUUUUCCUCCUCCAUUUAAUAUGCUAUUCACUGGGUCCAAACCAACAGCUGUAAAGAACCAACAUUUCUGGGACCAGAAUUAAUACAAAUAAGAUCCUGUGGUACACUUGUGUAAUCCAGCCAAAAACAUAUAUAUUAUGACUUUGGAGUGUUUUUUUUUUUUCUUUUUAUGUUUAUGCCACAGUUAUACCUUUCUACUUUUGGUGCAAAAUGAAACAAGUAUUUUGAAAAAAGAAAAAAGGUAUUUCACCUAAAAUAAGUUUGACAGUUGUAUCUUUUAGAGUUUUUGAACAAAUGUAUAGCAGAAAAAAAUUAGUGAGUUACUGACUACAUCAGGCAUUUGUGCCAAGUUCAUAUAUAAAUUAUAAUGUAUUAACAACAACAAAAUUUCCUUCCUUUGUUAAUACAAGGAAUGUACAUUUCAUAAUCCUUUCGUUUGAUGAAGCACAAUCUCCCCAUACAGUUCUGAUCAGAAAGAGAGGACCACUUCAUAUGUUGUCAGCAGCAGUAGUUAGGAUGCUGCUGAUGUUUGCUGCUGUAUCUGCUCCUAUGUCAAAGCUGAUAAUGUGUAAAUCACAACAGCAGUGUACAGGCUUGAUAAAUUAAUGUGUUAAUCAACGACUAAGACAUUAGGUCUUUCUUCAUCAAUUCCUAAAGAUCAAUGUCAGCAGCACAGCAAAUCACACAGCACAUCCUAGCUGUUUUAUAUAAUUAAUCCAUAUAAUCCGUAGUAAAUAGUGACACUAUUAAGAGUUCAUGAUUCCAAAAUCAGCUAUUUUCUCCCCAAUAAUGUAAAUUCUUUAUCAAGAAGGCUUUAUUAUGUCAGAGAAUUAUGUUUUGCUAUAUCUGCUUUGUUUAUGAUGUCUUUUACAUAAUAUCCCUAGCUUAAUGUGUGUUAUGAUUCUGUGAAUGUCUCAAAAGUUUGGAAGGUUGUGAGUUUUUGAGCCAGAAACUCCAAUUUUUCAGGUCAGCUUUUGAGCAAUAUCUCCUUCUUCUCCCACUUUCUCCUGCUUGCUGUGUAGUCAGGAAAACUCUUACGUUUUCCCCAUAUCAGAUUAAGAAUUCUAGCAAUCAUUCCCAAAGGAUUUGUAUUUUGUUUUCGUUUUUUGUCUCAGAACUUUUAAGCCGUAACUAGUCUUUGGUAAACAGGUCCAAGUCAUAAUUCUUUUCUAAAUAAACAGUUCAGCUGUACAACAGAAAAAAGUUGUUUACAUUGUCUAUUGUAAAUCUGCAAUAUGUUAAAAUACUCUAUAUUUAUGUAGAUAUUUUAUACAAAAAUACUGGAUUCUGAUCAUGUUUCGUAUUAUUGUAACUGUCACUGUUUAUAAAAUUUUCACUUGAUAUUAUUGUGGUAUUUUUGUGGAAGAUUCAACUUUACCCAGGUUUCUUUGACAUUUUAAACUUCUCUGUAUUUUGUUGGAUUGUGGCAUUGUAAAAUAAAGCCUUCAUUUCUGGAGGAA
Messenger RNA from Anolis sagrei ordinatus, 4064 nucleotides. RefSeq names its product solute carrier family 22 member 4 (gene SLC22A4). The record is from RefSeq and is a predicted model, not a curated record. Gene Ontology annotation, biological process: transmembrane transport; carnitine transport. Gene Ontology annotation, molecular function: quaternary ammonium group transmembrane transporter activity; ATP binding. Gene Ontology annotation, cellular component: membrane. Lineage: Eukaryota; Metazoa; Chordata; Lepidosauria; Squamata; Anolidae.